AGACAAUUCCCAUCUGAGACAAUGUUCGCCGCUCUUGCUUUCGCCGCCCUCGUCGCCGCCGCCCAGGCUGGUGCUCUCGGAUACGGAUACGGUGCCGCCCCGGCCAUCGGAUACGGUGCCGCUCCCGCCAUCGGAUACGGUCACGCCUACGGGCAUGGAAUCGCCGCCGCCCCCGUUCUCGGACACGGAUACGGCCACGCUUACGCCGCUCCCGUCAUCGCGAAGGCUCACGCGCCUAUCGUUUCCUCGUACUCCACUGUCACCAAGCACGUUGCCCCUGUCGUCCACGCCGCCCCUGUUGUAGCUAAGGUCGCCGCUCCCGUUGUCCACGCCGCUCCGGUCGCCUACGGACACGGUCUCGGAUAUGUCAAUGGAAGCUUCCCGAACUCUUAUGAGGUGCCAGACUUCAAAGGUGACCUUGCCUUGCAGCUUAAUCAGUCGAGGAACGCGAAUGCAGACUCCAGGGCAAAUAACUUCAAUGCAGGGCAAGAUCACUCUCCGGCCCUCAGGAAUGAAUGUCCGAGUCCACGCAUCACGAUCUUCUCUGAAACAUCGGCCCUCGGAUCAGAGUUUUCGCACUUCCGGCCUGUGUAUACUCGAUUCGUAUCGGAAAAAUGCUCGCAUACGUUGAUAUGGGCCAUCGCCUUCGCCGCUCUCGUCGCCGCCGCCAAUGCCGGAGGCCUCGCUGUAGGCCACGGCUACGGAAUCGCUGCCGCUCCCGCCAUCGGAUACGGCCACGGAGUCGCGGCCGCUCCCGCCAUCGGAUACGGCCACGGAAUCGCUGCCGCUCCGGCUCUCUCUUACGGCCACGGUUAUGCCGCUGCCCCGGUCCUCGGACACGGUUACGCCGCCCCCGUCAUCGCUAAGGCCCACGCGCCCAUCGUUUCCUCUUACUCCACUGUCACCAAGCACGUCGCCCCCGUCGUGCACGCCGCCCCCGUCGUCGCCAAGGUUGCUGCCCCCGUUGUCCACGCCGCUCCCGCUUACGGACACGGUCUUGCUUACGGUCACGGAGCCUACGGACACUACUGA
Galendromus occidentalis (western predatory mite) is the source of this 1032-nucleotide messenger RNA. Its product is annotated as pupal cuticle protein G1A. Bases 22 to 1032 code for a protein of 336 amino acids. The record is from RefSeq and is a predicted model, not a curated record. The transcript is spliced from 4 exons. Lineage: Eukaryota; Metazoa; Arthropoda; Arachnida; Mesostigmata; Phytoseiidae.